This is a messenger RNA of Tyto alba (common barn owl), 1083 nucleotides long. It is a transcript of the gene PIH1D1, whose product is annotated as PIH1 domain containing 1. NCBI's taxonomy places the organism in Eukaryota, Metazoa, Chordata, Aves, Strigiformes, Tytonidae. The record is from RefSeq and is a predicted model, not a curated record. Gene Ontology annotation, biological process: rRNA processing; box C/D snoRNP assembly. Gene Ontology annotation, cellular component: cytoplasm; R2TP complex; ribonucleoprotein complex.
CCCAGUGCUACCGCGGAACCAUAGAGACGCCCCCACCCCCGGAAGCGGAAGUGCCGUGCGGCGGGAGGAGAGCGGCGGCCGGUAUCGGGCUGAGGGGGGGGGGUGUCCCGGUUUCCCCCCGUUCCGCUCCCUCCCCCCCCGCAGCCCAUGGCGGACCCGUCGCUGCUGUCGGCCGAGCUGGAGGCGGAGCUGGGGGGGGAUGACGAGACGCUGCGGCGGCUCCUGCUGCAGGUGACGCAGGACGAUGAGGACCCCCCCCCCACGACCCCCUCCCGCGCUGUCACCCCCCAGCCAGGGCUGUGCGUGAAGACCCGGGCGGGGGGGGCCAAGGUCUUUGUCAACGUCUGUCACUCACGGGAGGUGCCCCCGCCACCCCCGCUGUCCCCCCCCGGGCUGCAGCGGCUCCUCCACGCUCCCCCCACGGCUGCUGGGGCCUUCCGCAUCCCCAUGAGCCUGGGGGAGCCCCACGCCGAGCUGGACCGCGCCGGCCAAGGCUGCACAGCCUACGAUGUGGUGGUGAAUUCGGGAUUUUUCCGCACCCUCCAGGCUGACCCCCUGUACCUGGAGUUCUUCCUGACGGUGGCCAUGGAGGGGUUGUCAGAGAAGUACGGGGUGGAACUGGAGCUGACUGGCUGGCGGGUGCUGCAGAACCGCAAGUUCAUGGGCUCCAUCUCAGCCCAGAAUAUCCGGGCGCGGCCCCGGCCCCACAUCCAAGAGCUGGAGGGAUCCCCACAGCAGCUGCCGCCCCCCCCCAGCCCCCCAGGGCCCCCCCAGUUUGUGGUGGUGGCCGAGCCCUCAUCCCAGCACCCCCAGGUGCUGCAGGCACGCGUCCUCCUGCCCCAUGCCACAGGGGCGGGGUCCCUGUGGGUGGGGCUGAGCGAGGAGAGGCUGGUGCUGGGGGGGGGGGGGGCGGCCCCCCUCCUGCAGCUGGGGCUGCCCCUCCCCCCCGACCCUGCCCGCUGCCACGCCCGCUUCCACCGACGCACCAAGGUCCUCACCGUGACGAUGCCGCUGCGGGCGUGAGGGGCCCCGUUUCCGCGUGUUUUGUGCAAAAACCGGCAAAUAAAGCGUGAUCCGAGGGUG